AUGCCGCGCAUACCAACUUCAGUCUUGGGCAAGUAUCUGCUCAGCGGCCAAAUCUCACGACAAGGCUGUGUCGGUGCGCGACAGAUCACGAGGCAUUCGGCAUUACCUUCAGCAGCCGUUUCUGUCGCAAACUCAGCCAGGCUGUUGCACGUUUCUUCCGAAACCGUCCCACCACCUCCAGCACAGCCCGUGCCUCUGCGCAAACAGCUCAAGGAUGAGGCGAAGAAGGCAAAGAAGCAGGGCAAGAAGAAGUCAAAGGGUGACUCACAAACGGUGGAUGGAUGGGAACUGACUGUGGGCAUCGAGAUCCACGCCCAGUUGAACACGGCGCGCAAACUAUUCUCUCCUGCUGUCACCUCUUUCAACGAUGAGCCUAACAGUCAUGUGGCCCUUUUCGACCUUUCAAUGCCAGGGAGUCAGCCGUUGUUCCAGAAGGAGACUUUGAUUCCCGCUCUGCGUGCCGCCCUCGCCCUAAACUGUGACAUCCAGAAGCUCAGCCGGUUUGACAGGAAACACUAUUUCUGGUGGGAUCAGCCGUCCGGAUACCAGAUCACUCAAUACUACGAGCCCUUUGCCAGGAAUGGUCAUAUCACCCUCCUCGCUAGAGACGGGAUUUCGCCUCAGGAUGGCGAGAGCGUCACUAUCGGAAUCAAGCAGGUUCAGCUUGAACAGGAUACGGCCAAGACCCUUGCACAAGCAGACAAGGUCAACUGGCUGGACUUUAACCGUGUCGGCGUUCCGCUCAUUGAGAUUAUCACAGAGCCGGAGAUGCACCAUCCUCGAACUGCUGCUGUUCUUGUUCGCAAGAUCCAGAUGCUGCUCAACACUGUUGACGCUUGUGUCUCAGGCAUGGAAACUGGAGGUCUGCGAGCAGAUGUCAAUGUAUCUGUGCGCAGGACAGACGGAUCUAACCCCUCUCUCGGCACAAGAACUGAGAUCAAGAACCUGAGCACGAUCAAGGCGGUCGAAGAUGCCAUCAUUGCUGAGCGGGACCGUCAAAUCAGUGAGUUGGAAGCCGGACGGGCUAUUCCUAGCGAAACCCGCGGCUGGACUCUCGGUUCCAACGAAACCCGACGACUGCGAGGAAAAGAAGGCGAGGUGGACUACCGCUAUAUGCCUGACCCUGAUAUUGCGCCUCUGGUCAUCGGAGACGACCUUGUGGACCAUUUGCGACGGUCGCUGGCUGUUUCGCCUGAUUCAGAGCUGGACACGCUGAUCGCGCGGUACGGCCUUACUGCGAAGGAUGCGCUAUCCUUGAUCAACCUGGAGAACGGCUCUCGUGUUCAGUACUUCUACAAGGUCCUUAAAUCAGUCGAAGAGAAGCUCGCGGCUGAGUUGACGGAGGAAGAAAUGCCAGAAUUCAAGAGCUAUUCUACUCUUGUUGGCAACUGGAUCAUUCAUGAACUUGGCCGUCUUACGACAUUCAAGGCCGGGCCACUUGCAGCAAGAGAUCUUUCCUUCACACCCGAAGGUGAUUGCUUGCAAGUUCCGGAUGCAGAUCUUGCCCAGCUUUUGUAUCAUCUGGUGCGCAAGCAGAUUACUGGCAAGGUGGCAAAGGAGCUUCUCUUUGCAAUUUACCUCAAUGAGAUUGAAGGCGGAAUCACUCAGGCUAUUGAGGAUAAUGACCUCUGGUUCAAGGAGAUCCCCGAGGAGGAAUAUGAGAAAUUGGCAGAUGAGGUUAUGGAGGGAGAGGACAAGGUCUUGCAGGAGUUUGUCGACUACAAGCAGUUUCCACAGGGCAAGCUCAUGUAUCUUGUUGGCAAGAUGAUGCGUCUGGGGCCAACAGAGCGAAUCGUCCCAGCAAAUGCUGAGAGGGUGAUGAGGGCAAAGGUCGAGAAGCUACGGAGUGAGUGA
Molecule: messenger RNA, 1854 nt
Organism: Fusarium vanettenii 77-13-4
Lineage: Eukaryota; Fungi; Ascomycota; Sordariomycetes; Hypocreales; Nectriaceae
Exons: 1
Coding region: 1-1854 (617 amino acids)
Biological process (GO): glutaminyl-tRNAGln biosynthesis via transamidation; mitochondrial translation
Molecular function (GO): glutaminyl-tRNA synthase (glutamine-hydrolyzing) activity
Source: RefSeq, a predicted model, not a curated record